AUGGCCCCCAGAAAGUCACCAUUCGAUCUGCAGACGUGCGCGCGAGCCAACAUUCUGGCAUUGGAGCCGUACCGCUGCGCGCGCGAUGACUAUAAGGACGAUGGCACGAACAUCUUGCUCGACGCCAACGAGAACGCUUACGGCCCUGGACUAGCAAUAAGUGGCGACGGCAAACUAUCUGGCGUGACUGAUUCAGCGUCUUCAAUAGAUGUUGACCUGCUCGGACUGAACCGCUACCCAGACCCCCUCCGCAACACCCACCACCACACAUCAAAGGCCAUCACUCCCGACCACCUUUUCGUCGGCGUCGGCUCUGACGAAGCCAUUGACGCUCUCAUCCGCGCUUUUUGCGUCCCCGGCCGCGAAAAGAUCCUCGUCUGCCCACCCACAUAUGGCAUGUACAGCGUAUCCGCCCAAGUCAACGAUAUAUCGCUCGUCAAGAUCCCACUACAAGUCCCAAGCUUCGAUCUCGACAUACCCGCCAUCCUAGACGCAUUAUCUGCAGAUUCAAACAUCAAGCUCGCAUACCUCUGCUCGCCAGGAAAUCCAACAGGCAAAGUGCUCAAGAAAUCAGACAUACAGCAGGUUCUCGAACACCCGAGCUGGAACGGCGUCGUGGUGGUGGACGAGGCAUACAUCGACUUUGCGCCCGAGGGCGCCAGUCUAGCAGAAUGGGUCACCGAGUGGCCGAACCUUGUCGUUAUGCAGACACUCUCCAAAGCGUUUGGACUUGACCCAGCUAUCGCGCGCAUCCUCAAUAACAUGAAGGCGCCAUACAACAUUUCAAAUCCGACGAGUCAGCUUGCGCGCGCAGCGCUGAGCCCGGAACACCUGGGCGUCAUGAAGAAGAACGUCGAGUUGAUUGUCAAGCAGAGAGAACGCUUACUCGCGGAGUUACCGAAGAUUCCUGGCAUCGGCAAAUUGCACGGCGGCACCGAGUCGAAUUUCUUGCUACCGUCGAAUGAGGUCGCGUUGGCUGUCUAUGAGGGUUUGGCGGAGGAGAAGGGCGUUGUGGUACGGUUUAGAGGAAAGGAGCAUGGGUGUUUGGGAUGCCUGAGAAUAACGGUGGGCACGGAGAAGGAGGUUACGAGAUUUUUGGCUGAGAUUAAGAUGGUGUUGGAGGGGGUUUAUAAGAACGCUGAGAAGAUGGGACAGAAGGAUGAGCAGCGGAAGGAGAAGGAGGCGAAUGAUGUGGUUGCAUGA
This is a messenger RNA of Parastagonospora nodorum SN15, 1203 nucleotides long. RefSeq lists its product as hypothetical. The record is from RefSeq and is a predicted model, not a curated record. Gene Ontology annotation, molecular function: pyridoxal phosphate binding. Lineage: Eukaryota; Fungi; Ascomycota; Dothideomycetes; Pleosporales; Phaeosphaeriaceae. Gene Ontology annotation, biological process: biosynthetic process. The transcript has 5 exons. The coding region runs from base 1 to 1203 and encodes 400 amino acids.